This is a messenger RNA of Solanum dulcamara, 667 nucleotides long. Its product is annotated as CASP-like protein 2C1. The record is from RefSeq and is a predicted model, not a curated record. The coding region runs from base 54 to 626 and encodes 190 amino acids. NCBI's taxonomy places the organism in Eukaryota, Viridiplantae, Streptophyta, Magnoliopsida, Solanales, Solanaceae. The transcript has 3 exons.
GCCUUCAUCUUUUUCAUCAUUUUGGAAGGAAAAAAAAACAUUAUAAAGAUCAUAUGGAUAUUGUGAGAAUAGAGUUAUUGUUGAGGCUUUUUGCAACUUUGUUGUUGGUUUUGACUGCUUGUCUUGUUGGAUUUGAUUCUCAAACUAAAGUUGUCUUCUUAUCUGUCCACAUUAAAGCAAACUUCAAAUAUUUGGAUGCCUUGUGUGUUUUGGUAUGGAUUGAUGCUGCUGCUGCCAUUUAUAAUAUACUCCAACUGCUGAAAUGUUUUUACAUUACUACUUCAAAGGGGGAUAUUAAACAAUCUUCUCACAAGAAUUAUUGGUUCUUUUUCUUCUUAGACCAGGCAGUUGUGUACAUUGUAUUUGCAGGAAAUUCAGCAGCAAUUGAAGCAUCAGCAAUAGCAUUGAUUGGGAUUAAAAGUUUACAAUGGAUGAAAAUGUGCAAUAGAUUCACUAGAUUUUGUAUCCAAAUUGGAGCUGCUUUAAUACUGGGCUAUCUUGCUGUCCUUUUAUUGUUUAUGGUCUCAUCACUUUCUGCCUUUCAAUUAUUUAGGCUCUACUCACCUAAGCAUUUCCUUAAACUUAAAAGUAAAUUAAUUCUUGAUGAUAAUGAUAACCAUCUAUAAAAUAAUUGAUAUUGAUACAAUUUGCUUCCUUAGUUCAUGAA